CAAAUAAUCUUUAAUCGCAUGUUGAUUGAUCCUGAAGAACAACAAUAUUACACAUUGGCUGGAAAAUGGUUAAGUGAUUCUGUUCAAGUUUUUGAAUCUGACGAUGUCGAGUUCGUGACUUUAAAUCUUAAACUUCGAUUGUCCGGUGGCAAAGGUGGGUUUGGGUCGAUGCUUAGGGCACAAGGUGGUAAAAUGGCCAGCCAAAAGACGACUAAUUUUGAGGCAUGUCGUGACUUGAACGUUAACAACAAUUAUAGAUUGGCCGACCAUCUUGAACAAGAACCAGAGAGACAACGCGCUCGUAAGGAAAGAGUACUAAAAAAAAUCGAAGAAGGAAUGGCUGAACAUCCAACAAAAAAAAUACGUUUUGAUGAUACUGAAUAUCUUAAAGCUAGCGAAGAAAUGAAAGAGAAAAUACAUGUUGCAGUAUUUGAAGUUGACACAAAUCUUCGUUACUUUAGGGAUGUUGUUGAAAGUGGUUCUGAUAGUAGCGAUGAUGAUGUAUCCGAUACUGAUAGUGGCGAUUAA
Messenger RNA from Racocetra fulgida, 528 nucleotides. The record is from the annotation of a GenBank genome assembly. NCBI's taxonomy places the organism in Eukaryota, Fungi, Glomeromycota, Glomeromycetes, Diversisporales, Gigasporaceae.